This is a messenger RNA of Zootoca vivipara (common lizard), 4578 nucleotides long. Lineage: Eukaryota; Metazoa; Chordata; Lepidosauria; Squamata; Lacertidae. The record is from RefSeq and is a predicted model, not a curated record.
GCGGGGUGUGUCCCUCGGGCAGGUGCAGUCUUUGGAGGGAAAGGCCGCCGCCAGCGCUACCUCCCCUCUCCAGCCUCCCACCCCCCUCCCGACCUGGAAGAGGGGGUAUUUUACCCCAUGGAGGAGCCGGUCUUGGCCGAGAGCAUCGGUCCCCCCCCCCCGGCAGCCCUGCGCCCCCUGUCGCAUCGACCGCUUCUCUAUCUAGUUCCUCCUCCUCCUCCUUUUUUCCGCUGACUCUUAAAAUGGCGCCUUUCGCUGAAAAUACAGUGCAUUACAGUACUGUGCUGAUUAAAAAACCCCUUGUGCUUAGCGGGCAAAGCUUUCUCUUUCUGUGGGGGGCGGCAGUAAGAUCCUGGCGAAAAGAAAAUCUUGACAAGACGUCAAUGUAGUUUGCACAGGCAUACUUUUUUUGUUUGGUUCUCUCUUACCACCAAGCCUUGUUCUGUUGCUUUGCGUUAGGGAAGGGGAGAUAUGGUCACUUGAACACUAUCUGGGUAGUUAAGCAUGAAUGGGUAGCAGUUGGGAAUAGUUAAUAAAGAGAGAGGGGGAGAAUAAGGGGGAUAAAAGUGGCAAAGUAUCCAAUCUACGUGUAGGGUUGUUUUGUAUUGUUGCAUGCAGUUUUUGAAUAAUUAUUGUCAAAUUAUUUCAUCUAAGUACUUUUUUUUUUAAAAAAACCCACAAUGCUAUAUUUAUCUUAACUCUAUUAAUAUAAAGAAUUUUUUGUGGGGAAGGGAUUGACAAACUUGUUUCAAUGCAAGUAUGCCAAAUACUAAAUGACAUCACAUUAAUCUUGCAUGUUAAGUUAUGAAGGUUUGAAUUUCCUGAAUAUUUCAGGUAAAUUUUAUUAUUGGAAGUUUACAUAGUCAGGGUAGUUAUUAGUACAUAGGACUGACAAGUUUUCAUUAGAAUUCUUAGAAUUUAUUUCUGCUUACUGUAUUUUCUUGCGUGGCAGGUAGCCUGAGCACACUUAGUUGCAGGUUUCAUUGGAAUCUGUGUAAGGCACUUUUAAAUGCCUCUGCUUGGGGUUGAGGUAUAAAAUUGCUUGUAAAAGUAUUGCUAAUUAGCAACAUGUUGAGCAUGUGCGGUGUUGGCCGAGUUAACUAUUGGGGUGUUCUUGAUUCUGUACAACUUAGCUGCUGUGGUAGCAUAUUACAGUUCCAUAUGAAGUCGGAAUCAAGUUUAAAGUAUUCCAGUGCUAUCUAUACAGAAAACAGAAUUGUGGGAAUUCACUGCUGUUCAGACUGUAAUGAUAUGGGAAGCGGAAUGUAUCAUACAGUUUGGCCUCAUACUAAUGUACAAAGACAAAAGUCCUGUGCUACUCUUCCUCUCCCCAGCUUCUGCCUGUUGAAUUCAACCUUGUGCUGUCAGUUGCUGUUUACAGUGUGUGUCCAUUUGUCCUGUGCCAAGUGCCCAGAAGAAUCAGAUGUCCAUAGCUUCUGGUGUGCGUAUUGUGAAAUGCUAGUUUGUGGAGUCACUUAUUUCUUUGUGAUCUUAACUGGUUUGGUUUCUAAAAUGGCAAGCAAACUCUUCCUCUACAUUCCUGGAGCUACCCAGUUUCCUACUGUAUGUAUAGAACCUGGGGCAGUCUGAGGAGAGCAAGCUGUACUAGAAGUGGUAACUUGUGCUCGCAACAUGCAUUUAAUUUGUAGAUUGUAUAUCCCUUCACUUUUUGCAGCAUUUUUCUGCUGCUGAGGUGGAUGUGACUAGAGUUUGAGAUAAAGACGUUCUUUCAACUAUACAGUAGUGUAUAAGCAUGUCUUUACUAUGCUGAAAUACAAGAAAAUUGAUAUGCAUGGAAGUCUCAUAGAUCCUUCAAAGGACUGGUGCCAAUGUGAAAAAUAUAAGUAAUUGUUGAAAGAGUUGUCUUGGCAUUUUUAGCUUUUCUUUUUAUUAUCCCUUGUUAUCUGGAGUGUUUAAAGUUAGUAUCAAGGGAAGUUUGUUAAAUGUGGCACUAGAAACAUACUUGAGUUUUUUGUUAACCAUAUUUCAUGGUUGACAAGGCUUCUGGGGCAAAACUAGCUGUCAGCUUGUGAAAAGUACAGAAAUAAAAUCUUUUCCCUCUGGUUUACCCUAGUCCCCCCUUAAAAAUAAGUCACUUUAAUUUAUCCCAAACAAAUAAAGAAUAUGCAUUCGUGAACCCAUGUGAGAGCACUAAUAAAAUUUGAGUGUGUCCUCCAGCCACCAAUUUCCUCCCUCCAAGCAGAGCAUUGCAUUCUGUCUUACGCAUCUUUUCCUUUUCCAAUUAGCAUUUAAUAUUAUGUGAUGGCAGGUAGAGCAUGCCCAGUGCUCAUGGGGCUUUUUUUUUAGGUUGCCCCCUUAAUUUUGGGGGGUAUUUCUGAAAACCUCUGUGCCUGACUUUUCUGAUACCUCCCUCUUGUGGUCCCAUUUCUGUUAUCCUGUUUGUGUAAGCCACCUGAGUUUGUUAAUAGCGGGGAAUGAUUUCUCUGUUUAAGUGAAAUGUGUAUGGCCACACAGCUUCUAAGGAACAUAUUUUGGCACUUAUAAAUUGUCAAAAAUUCAGUUGGUCUGGAAGGUAGGUGUCUCAAUAAACAGGUUUGUUUGGUGGAAAACAAACAUUUAGAGAGAAGUGCUUUAUUAUGAUCAUUUAGAAAUACAUUUCUUAUUGAUAGGUAAGAGUGUGCUUGAAACAUUUUUUAUUCUGCAGAGAGAAGAAAAGGGAUCACUUUCAGUAUAAUCAGCAUAUAUUGCAGUCAAGGCAAAGAAUAACAGAUGGGUGUAGGAGGAAUCACCUUUAGUGUAAAGAACAGUCAGAAAUCUAAGGCAAAGUGCUUAAGAGGCUAAAGAAAUCUUGACAAAAGAAUCAAAUGUGCAAGAAGUACGGUGUCCAGUCACAGUUUGUGGAGAUGUCCAUGGACAAUUUCAUGAUCUCAUGGAACUUUUCAGAAUUGGAGGAAAAUCACCAGACACAAAUUACUUAUUUAUGGGGGAUUACGUUGACAGGGGAUAUUACUCUGUUGAAACUGUAACACUUCUGGUAGCUCUCAAGGUCCGUUAUCGUGAACGCAUCACUAUUCUUCGAGGGAACCAUGAAAGCAGACAGAUCACACAAGUAUAUGGGUUCUAUGAUGAAUGUUUAAGGAAAUAUGGAAAUGCAAAUGUCUGGAAAUACUUCACAGACCUUUUUGACUAUCUUCCUCUAACUGCCUUGGUGGACGGACAGAUUUUCUGUCUACAUGGAGGUCUUUCCCCAUCUAUAGAUACACUUGAUCACAUCAGAGCACUUGAUCGUCUGCAAGAAGUUCCACAUGAGGGUCCAAUGUGUGAUUUGCUGUGGUCAGACCCAGAUGAUCGUGGCGGUUGGGGCAUUUCUCCCCGAGGUGCUGGUUAUACUUUUGGACAAGAUAUUUCAGAAACCUUCAACCAUGCUAAUGGCCUUACACUGGUCUCAAGAGCUCAUCAGUUGGUAAUGGAGGGUUACAAUUGGUGUCAUGAUCGGAAUGUAGUAACCAUUUUCAGUGCUCCAAAUUAUUGCUACCGGUGUGGUAACCAAGCUGCAAUCAUGGAACUUGAUGAUACUUUAAAAUAUUCAUUUUUGCAGUUUGAUCCAGCACCACGCAGAGGUGAACCACAUGUUACUCGUCGCACCCCAGACUACUUCCUGUAACAAGAUUUUACACUUGUACAGCAUUGCCAUGAACCAUGUGUUGACCUAAAGGAUAUGGGAAGAGCAACAGUAACUCCAAAAUGUCAGAAAACAUUUAACAUUGAAACCUGUUUUCACAUGGACCAAAAGAUGUGCCAUAUUGAAAUACAAAGCCUCUUGUCUGUCAGCGACUGUGACCACUUUAGAAUGAACCAGUUCAUUGCAUGCUGAAGCAACACUGUUGGUCAAGAAACCAGUUUCUGGCAUAGCUCUACUUGUAGUUACUUUUGCUUUCUCUGGGAGACUGCAAAUAUUAAGAUGUAGACAUUUAACACCUUGUGAAAACAAUUAACUUUCCAUUUAGCUAUAGCUUUCCAGCAUGACUGUAGAUAAGGAUAGCAAACUAUCAUUGAAGCUUAAUGAACAUUUUAAAUAAGUACCAAGACCGAUUUUCUUAUUUGUGUUCUGAUUUUUUUCCAGGGAAAACUGUUUAAUUUAAUUGUAUGGUUGUUUUGUCUGCACUUGGUUCCCCCACAUUCUUCCCUCACACUUCCCUCUAUAUAAUGUCCCGUGUAUUUGUCCAUCAUAGUGAGUUAUUUUGAACAGAACAGGUUUUUUUUCUGUAAGAUGUUGCUGCAGAAGAGUGUUGCAGCAUUUUUUUCAUAAUAAACUUGUGAACUAAUAAUGGAAGAUAGUUGACUUUUAAAUAUAUUGCAGGUUCAUACCAUGUUGUGUUUAAUAAAAAGUAGCUUUUAUGUCUCUUUGAACCUAUGCAGAAUCCAGAUUAUGCUGAAUGAAGUCAGUGGCAAUGUACUGGGAGUCGAUGUUCAGAUAAUUUUCUCGGAGAGCAAAUGCAUGUGAAAAGAGGUCCUACAUUUUGAUAGCAAUAUGGCUUUGAGUUGUUAUUCACCUAUUAGCAUUUUCCCCACUUUAUUUAUUAAAUUACGUUUAUAAAAUUGUCAUUUUAACAGAGA